ACAGGCAAGAUGGCGGCCUCCGUGAUACGAGGAUCGGUAGUCCUUGGGAAAACUUUGAAAUGCCUACAGACACCAUGCCGUUUGCCUUUCUCUGCACCUAUAAGACGUCUAAGAUAUUUCGUUGCCCUUCCAGAAACACCAAAUGACACACCAGAUACAAACCCUUUACUGAGAAUUGAGGAUGACCCACAGUUUUCAAGGAUAACACCAAAACAAGUGGUCAGGGCAUGUGCAAAAUUAAGCCUUGAUUUUGAAAGAAAAGUAGACGCACAUUUCACUUCAUUUUUAGAAGAACCAAAAAAACCAAGAACAUUUGAAAGUGUAGUAGCACCAGUUGAUGCCCUCCAUGCGCCUCUGAGAACAGCAGCCAAUACCGUACAGAUUCUCUCUUGGCUCAAGAACACACAGCCCUACAUUGAUGCAAAGGCCAGGGUUGACCCCCAGAUGGAAAGGGCCCUUGAUGAUAUCUACACAGAUGAAGCUUAUGCAAUUUUGAAGGAUUUGUACACCACACAAAGAGAGGCUAUGACAGAAGAGGAGGUCUCUCUCCUAGAAAUGAUGCUGCGAUAUUGCCAGAAAGCAGGACUAGAGGUGAAUCCAAAAAGAAAAGAAGACUAUAAUUAUUCUCUGAAUAAACUUCAUGAAUUAUCUGAGGACUUUGGGAAACGAGCCACAGCAUGUAAGAGAUUGUUUGUUCACACGAUAUCUGACAGGGAAAUUAUCAGAAAACUUCCCAAGUUGCUGCUAUACUACAUAUCGCUGAACCCGAGAAAUCCAACAUCUGGUCCCUGGAAGGUCACCUUGAACGAUACAGUGUAUAACUUGUUUCUUAUGUACUGUCCGGAUGCUGAGGAGAGGCACAACGUUUGGUAUGCCUAUAAGAAUGUGUCCUCCACAGACUUUGUAACCCAGUACCUGGACACACACAGAAUUAUAGACGAAAUUGUCAGAUUUAGAAAACAUGUAGCAGAGGAUCUUGGAUAUGCUAAUUAUGCUCAGUACAUGAUGGAGCAUACCAUGGCAGGUUCAGUUGAUACAGUUCUGAAUAUGGUGGAAGAACUGCGAAAUGCAUACCUUCCACAAGCUGAAGAAGAAUUUGAUGCACUUCAACAGUUUGCUGAAGAAGAUGGAUUUGAGGAUGAAUUAAAAUUGUGUGAUAUCCCAUAUUACCGGCAAAAGCAGAAGGAAUCCAUGUUCACGGAAGAAGAUGUAUCCAAGUAUUUUAUGUACAAAAAUGUUGUUGAGAGUGCAAUGGAACUGGCCACCCAGCUGUUUGGUAUCAAAUUUGUGUAUUCUGAAAAACGCUAUACUUAUGCUGAAGAGAUAUCAGCUUUUGAUGCAUUCGAUGAAGAAGGUAAAUUAAUUGGUCAUUAUAUCCUUGAUCCAUUUCCUCGGCCGGAAAAAUUACCAGGCGUAUGGAUGGCACCAGGAAGAGCAAGGUGUGAUAAUCCCGUGUUAACACCAUAUACUUACCAGUCAAUGGAAGUACAUCCCAAUGAUCCCUGCUUGUCCUGGCACCGAGUCAGCUCCUUCUACCUGGAGUUUGGAUUCUUUUUGCAACAAUGUUUGUCAAAGACGUCCUACAGUAUGCUGUCCAAUAAUGGUACAGAGUCGGACAUUGAUACUGUGCUUGGUUACCUCCUCAUGCAGUUCACACUGGAUCCUGAGUAUUUACAGAAGAUCAGCAGCCAUGCUAAAACUGGAGAACAACUCCCAAUGCCAGUCAUCAAAAACAUAUUACAAGCAAAUAAGCACAUGGCAGGUUGGGACAUAUGCCAUAAGCUGUUUAAGAUUGCAUAUGACAUGGAACUCAAUUUAUCCCAUGACAACUGGUACACGACAUUGGAGAAAAUCUGGCCUCUAUACAUGCCCAUUCCACUGGAUGUAGAGGACAACCAUCCCUGUGCUGAUGUGAAUCAGUUUGAAAAAGGCCUUGCGACUAGCUCCUACCAUCUCGUCUGGUCAGAGAUGGUGGCAUUAGACAUGUUAGAAGUUUUCAAAGAUGCUGGAAGUUUAACCUGACAAAAAAGUACUUCAAGAAGUGGGACCCAGAUUACGUGACUCCUUUUUCCAUCCACUUGCUGCUGUGAAGGCUAAGGAAUUAUUCAGACGAUUCCGAGGCCGGGAUCCUUCUGUGGAACCGCUCAAAUCCUAUCACAAGAUGAUUAACUGACACUGUGAUACGUGAAUUGUGUCUGCAGUGCUGAUACACCAUGAAGAGAGGAGUUGACCAUUAAUCAACAGACUGGUCAUUGGUGAAAGGACUUAUUGAUCAGUGGUUAAUUAGGAGACUGGUCGGUUGAUUUGAGGUCUGAUCAUCUCAACAGUGAUUAUUACA
Molecule: messenger RNA, 2338 nt
Organism: Pecten maximus
Lineage: Eukaryota; Metazoa; Mollusca; Bivalvia; Pectinida; Pectinidae
Product: organellar oligopeptidase A, chloroplastic/mitochondrial-like
Exons: 18
Coding region: 10-2022 (670 amino acids)
Biological process (GO): proteolysis; peptide metabolic process
Molecular function (GO): metalloendopeptidase activity
Source: RefSeq, a predicted model, not a curated record